GGCUCUUAUUGCAAGAAGCAGUCGAUAGCAAAAUUUAGUUGUGUGUGCUUCGAAUUAAAUUUAUAUUCUUAUUAUUCUACUUGUCCAAAUAUCAUUUAUACAUUCAUUUUUAUAUUAAUGCGAAUAUUACUGUUUCUUUGUUUAACAAAAUAAAAAGUAAAUACGUACACAACUUAAAACGGCUGCAUACAAAUUAAACAAAACCCUUAAAACGCAAAAUAAAAGUGAAAUUUCUUGUGCUAAAACUUUAAAAAAUAAAUAUUAAGAAAAAAGAAAAUAUAAUUAAGUGACGAAAUAUUAUAAAAGUUAAAAAUAUAGUGUUUCCUAAAGUAAAAAAAAGUGUUUUUUUACAUAUAAAUACCCACUCAAAACAAACGUGUAGUGUUUGGUCCAAUUUAUAAAAAAAUCGAAAAUAAAAAACAAAAUUUUGUUUAAAUUCCCUCCCACAGUGCGUCGGUGGGCCCUGCACAAGUGUUAAAUUUGAAUUUCGAAAAUCAUCAAAGAAAGUUUUAGAAAGCAUUCACUUUUUAACGUAAAAAAGCUUCAGACUGUUUUAUUACAAUAAAGUAUGACCUUACCAACACGUCCAGCUCCCGCGCCACCUGGAUCACGAGCACAAAAUGCAGCGGCGAAUGCAAAUGCUAGUCUAGAACAGUUACGUCUACAAUUACAACAGCAACAACAAUUACAGCGCCAACAACAGCAACAAAAUGUCACCGUACCAAAGUUAACAAUCAAAUUACCACCUCCACCUAAACAACCGUUGACAACAAAUGCAUACAAUGGCGUUAGCGGUGGUUCGAUUAAUAACAACACAGGUUCAAUCACACGAAAAUUUCCCCAAGCACGUUAUGCACCGGCUACCAAUUGGGAUGAUUCACCCUUUGAUAUUUUAGCCGGUAAUAAUACAGGAUUUGGUGGAGGAAUGGCGACAACGGCAACGAAAAAUCAAACUCAAGCCACAACAAAUGGUAAUUAUAAAAAACAACCACCACCCAGACCUCCACCACCUAAAGUGCAACCGAAAAAGGGUGCCGCUCCCACGCCACCAAUACAACAAUCUACCAAUAUUUUAACAAAUAUAUUCCAUCUUAAGAAAAAAUCCUCCAAGGCGCCAACACCUAAUAAUUCCGCUUCAAGGAUUUAUGGAUCAGCCACUUAUGGUACCACAACCUCCACAACAGGGUCUUCGAAAAGCAACACAACUUCACUACAAACCAAUGGAUUUUCGCACACAAGUUCUUUGACUACAGAUUGGAAUAGUGCCUGGAAUAAUACAGCCUCCUCCACUAUGCAAACAACACAUCAAACUGCUACCACAGAAGCUCAAUUGAUCAGUUUUGAUUCACCUCCUAGUUCACCGACAUUUACACAAAAAUCUAAUAGCGAUUGCUUAAGUGUGGACAGUUUUAGUUCGGACUCUAACUUCAGUUCGCCCAACAAUGGUUCGGUUUCACAGCCAGAAAGUGGUUUUGAAGAUGAUUUUUCCGCCUCUGCGGGACGUUCUAGGCCAGCCACCACCAGUCCUUUAGAUCCCUGGGAAGCUCUAGAUGCCUUUGGCCAUUCCGAAGCGGCAGCAUCAACAACUACACAACCUCGUUAUGGCAGUAUUGGUACUGCCCCCGUAAGAAAUCUCAGCACAAUCAAUACACGUCUUCAGAGCAAUGGUGAUAAUCCUUUAUGCAAUGGUAAAAGUUUAUUACCACCAGCGCCCACGCUCAAUAUGCCCACAAUUAUUAAACCGAAAAUUUCUCAGAAACCUAAAGCGCCCAAACCACCACUAUUAGCUAAACCCUCAGCUUUUGGUUCCUCCUCGCUAUAUUCAGAUAAUUUAAUAACUCCACCCUCUCCGCCUAUGCCUCAAUGUGCUCCACCUCCUCUACCACAAACAACAUCAACAUCUUUUGCAGCCUCAUCAUCAUCGUCGGCAAAACCAACAUAUUCUAUACUAGAUGUUAUUACCGGUAAAGUGGAUGCCACGCAUUUGAGUUCGGGAAUGGAUGAUUAUAAUAGUGAACCUUUGGAGCCGCCACAUGGUAUUGCUUUGUAUGAUUUUGAUAGUACGGAAGAGGGAGAUUUAUGUUUUAGGGAAAAUGAAAAGAUCUAUUUAAUAGAAAAAGUUAGUGAAGAAUGGUAUAAGGGACGUACACGAUCCGGCUGUGAAGGCAUUUUCCCGAUAAAUUACAUUGAAAUUAAAGUGCCACUUAACAGUAAAUCAACAAUAUCAAGUGAAAAUUCAACACAAUCUUCUUCGCCCUCCACAACACCAACAUAUCAACAAGUCACAUCAGCGGCAAAUUCAAGCAAUUUGAAAGUACGUUCUUUAUACAAUUUCCCAGCCGAAGUAGAAGGUGAUUUGGAAUUGAAAGAAAAUGAUUUGGUAACAAUAUUAUAUAGAAUAAAUGAAGACUGGUUGUUUGGUGAAGUUAACGGUCGCCAGGGACAAUUUCCAGCUAAUUUUCUUGAAUAUGUGCCCACUAAUGUACCAAUGCCUUAAGUUUUAAACUAAAAAGUAAUAUUUACAAAAACACACACACACACUUAUCUACAAACAUAUAUAAACUUGAAUAAUUCCUAAAUAUUAAUAUGCAGUAGUUUUAGAAAAAAA
This is a messenger RNA of Lucilia sericata (common green bottle fly), 2608 nucleotides long. RefSeq names its product flocculation protein FLO11. The coding region runs from base 569 to 2497 and encodes 642 amino acids. The transcript has 5 exons. Gene Ontology annotation, biological process: protein transport to vacuole involved in ubiquitin-dependent protein catabolic process via the multivesicular body sorting pathway. Gene Ontology annotation, molecular function: protein binding. Lineage: Eukaryota; Metazoa; Arthropoda; Insecta; Diptera; Calliphoridae. Gene Ontology annotation, cellular component: ESCRT-0 complex. The record is from RefSeq and is a predicted model, not a curated record.